Aspergillus aculeatinus CBS 121060 is the source of this 1454-nucleotide messenger RNA. Its product is annotated as isopenicillin N synthase family dioxygenase. The coding region runs from base 91 to 1188 and encodes 365 amino acids. The transcript is spliced from 3 exons. The record is from RefSeq and is a predicted model, not a curated record. NCBI's taxonomy places the organism in Eukaryota, Fungi, Ascomycota, Eurotiomycetes, Eurotiales, Aspergillaceae.
GGCAAAUCAACUAACUCGAGUACCACCUAACAGACAAGAUUCACCUACCAAGCCGAGGCUGGUCCGAACUUCAUUCACUGUAGUCUCACCAUGACGACCGAAUGUGAAUACACCCAUGUCGAGCUGCUGACCUUGAAUGGGCCAGAGUACCGCCGCGUGUCGACGGCGCCUCCCCGCCUCCCCACCAAGGAUGAGAUCCCCGUGAUCGACCUCAACCCUAUCGACGGUGAUGCGCAGGAGCGCCAGCAGCUCGCUGCCAAAGUGCGCGCUGCUGCAGAAAACACCGGGUUCUUCUACAUCAAGAACCACGGCAUUCCCGAAGAGCUGAUCCAGGAGGCCCUCGCCCAGGCACAAGCAUUCUUCCAGCAGUCGGAAGAAGACAAACUGAAAGUCGCCUCCGCCAAAAUGAAACUGAUGGGCGGGUUUCAUGGUGUCAGAAGCACGCAGAUCAACAAGACCGAAUCCAGGGACCGCAAGGAGACCUUCUCCCUCCGCUACAACCCCCUCCGCGACCCACAAGCCAACCCCGCAACCCUACCCGCGGACGACGACAACGACGACGACCAGGACCAGGACCGCGCCCUCUGGGCCGGCACCGCCCACCUGCCAGGCUUCCGCGCGACCACGACCGCUUUCUACCAAGCCCGACUGACCCUGGCCCGCAAGAUGAUCCGCAUCUUCGCGCUGGCCCUCCACCUCCCAGACAGUUACUUCGACGAGCUCGUCACCCACCCCGGCGCAGACGGUCUGUACGUGCAUUACCCGGGCACCGCGGACGCCCCCGCCGCCGACGACGCAACCCUCGAGGUCGGGAUCGGCUCGCACACCGACAUCCAAUGCGUCACCCUGCUGUGGCAGGACAUGUCCGGCGGGCUGCAGGUGCUCUCCGCGCAGGACGAGUGGCUGGACGCCCGCCCCAUCCCCGGCACCUUGGUCGUCAACAUCGGCGACUUCCUGCAGCGCCUGUCCAACAACCGCUUCCGCUCCACCGUCCACCGCGUCUACAACCGCCAGGCCGCCUCGCGCUACUCCAUGCCCUUCUUCCUGGGGUUCAACCCCGAGGCCGUGUGCCGCGUCGUGCCUUCGUGCGUCGACGCGGCGCAUCCGCCGCUCUACGAGCCGAUCUCGUGUGGGCAGUGGCAUCGCGAUCGGUUGGCGCUGGCGCAGGGGUUGCUUGUGCGGCCUUGAUUUGGGGGGGGGAGCUGGGUUAGCGAGGACGGUUGCGGGUAAAAGCUGUGCGGGGCGACUUGAUCUACACGUUUCAUUUGUUGUAGUAAGGGGUCUUGGUGGUAUGUCUUCUGCGCUGAGCUGGGAGUAUGCCACCUACUUUCCGGGUGCUAUAGUCCAUACUAUCUGGUAGGCACCAGCUCAGUGCUUCUUGCCUGUCUACGAUCGCGAGCCAUACAUAGUAGACUGUACUCUGACCGUACUGAUUAGACGCAAUCGAAAUCGAG